AGAAGCUACUCCAAUGUCACCUGGAAACCCGGACAGGAGGUGAAGAAGGUAGACGUGGAAUAGAGUCAAACUCCUUGGCCCUUGUCUCUCCUUAGAUGGCUACAGGCUCCAGCGCCAUGCAUCGUUGCCCAUGGAAAUGUAUCAUAGUUGCUGUGUCCUUAAUCUUCCUGAACUUCUUCCUCCAAGAGAAUAAUGAAGAACAUCUUCCGUAUAACUUACCAUUGGAGGAAAAGAAGAAAAUACUGUGGCAGCUCAACCAGGAGCAAAUGAGCUCUGAAAGCAAGAACUAUCUGGCAACCUUCAAGGACCUACAGAAACCCUCCCCUUUACUCCGACAGGCCAACUACAAAUUCCUGACUGGAUCCCUUCCCCAGGAAAAGAAGCUGCUGACGGUGGGGAUUUCCUCAGGGAAGCGCCCUCACGGGACCUACCUCUUGGACACCUUGCAGUCCCUUUUUGAAGCUUCCUCAGAACCUGAGCUGAAUUGUAUCGUCGUGUUGGUCCACCUGUCAGAUCCUGACCCCGAAUGGCUCAACCAAACAGUUGCCAAUAUUUCAGCCCUCUUCAAACCACACAUUGAGGCCCAGAAGCUGCUUCUGAUCCAUGGUGAUCUCAGUGACUCUCCUCUCCCGGGAGAUCUGAAUAAUGUUAGUCAUGCCUCACCCUGCGAAGCACGUUAUUCCAGGCAGAAAGUCAGUUAUGCCCUCCUCAUGAACUUUGCUCUCAAUCUCUCUGAAUACUUUCUGGUGAUAGAAGAUUAUGUUCACUGCACCCCCAAAUUUAUUUCUACCAUCUAUUGGGUAUUAUCAGCCUGGAAAGAACUAUCUUGGGUGAUCCUAGAGUUCUCCAGCCUGAGCCUCUCUGGGAAAGUUUUCCACAACAGUGACCUCCCCCGUCUGACCUCUUUCUUUCUCCUUUUCCAUGAGAACAUUCCCAUUCAUUUGUUUCUCUCUGAAUUCCGUCUUCUCUUGGCCCAAAAUGUUCCAAUUCGUUUCAGUCCCUCGGUCUUCUACCACAUGGGCAAUUAUUCUGUGUUUGAGGACACAUGCUUUCCUGUGGAGAAGGAAAAGGUCUUUGGUGAACCAGACAACCCUGUUGCCAACGUCCUCACUGACAUGAUGGCAGGACUGAAUAUUAUUCCACAGUACGCUUAUAUUCUGAACAAGGAGUCCUACUCUGUCCUCGAUCCUGUAGAAGGCAACUACCUGACGGUGAUUUUGGAGAAGCCACAAAAAGUCAUCCGGAUAGAGGUGCUGACAGGUUCUGACAAACAAGGGCUGUACUGGCUACAGCAGGGGCAAGUGGAACUGGGCUAUGAUCCCUUGGAGAAUUCCAGAGGCUGUACCCGCUAUACCCUACUAGGUCCACUGGUAGAAGGACAUUUGGACCAGAGGGUAUUUUAUGAAGAAGAUUCUGUGGAGGAGUUGAGCUGUAUACGAUUAAUCGUGCUAGCAUCUCAAAAGUCUUGGCUCCUGGUCAGGCAGAUCAGAGUCUGGACUCAGCCCGAGGAAGAGAAGAGUUAGCGCAAUGG
This is a messenger RNA of Ailuropoda melanoleuca (giant panda), 1531 nucleotides long. Its product is annotated as alpha-1,3-mannosyl-glycoprotein 4-beta-N-acetylglucosaminyltransferase-like protein MGAT4E. The transcript has 4 exons. Gene Ontology annotation, biological process: protein N-linked glycosylation. Gene Ontology annotation, molecular function: acetylglucosaminyltransferase activity. The record is from RefSeq and is a predicted model, not a curated record. NCBI's taxonomy places the organism in Eukaryota, Metazoa, Chordata, Mammalia, Carnivora, Ursidae. The coding region runs from base 96 to 1523 and encodes 475 amino acids.